AUGGCGCGCAUUGCUGGCGGCGAACAUGCGCGGCGCUCGGGCAAGACGGUCGUAGUCAAGCUCGGCACCUCGAGUAUUCUCUCCGAGGACACGCUACAGCCAAAACUCAAGACAAUGUCGUCUAUUGUGGAAACCGUGCGCGAUUUGCGCAACCAUGGGCACAAAGUCAUUCUCGUGUGCUCGGGCGCAAUUGGAGUCGGUCGUUUGCGCAUGAACAUCAAUGAGCAGCCAAAGUCUCUGGGAGAGCGGCAGGCACUGGCAUCGCUUGGCCAGCUGCGUCUUGUGUCUUUGUGGGAUAAUCUGUUCAAUGUGGUCGGAAUUAAUGUAGCACAGAUCCUGCUGACGCGCACAGACUUGGCCGAUACGCGGCGGUACGCAAAUGCGCGCACUACACUGGAGACGCUUCUUUCACCGCAGUUUGACGCUGUGCCUAUUGUGAACGAGAACGACACUGUUUCCGUGUAUGAAAUGCGGUUCGGCGAUAACGACUCCUUGUCUGCCAUCACGGCGGGGCUCGUCGAUGCGGACUACCUGUUCUUGUGCACGGAUGUUGAUGGAUUGUAUACGGAUAACCCGCGAACGAAUCCAAGUGCACAACUGCUAAACGUUGUGCAUUCUGUGGACGAGGCGCGGCACGAAGCGAGCGUGCAAAGCAUGGGCUCUUCUUUUGGUACCGGCGGCAUGCAGACCAAGCUCGUAGCUGCAGAGCUCGCCACUGCAGCUGGAGUCACGACUGUGAUUUUGAACGGCGCGUGUCCUGAAAACAUGGCGCGGAUUGUGGAUGCGGAGGAUUGCGAAGAUGGUACAGCGAUGCCUCCGCAUACGCUGUUCCUUCCGAGCCCUGAGCGGCUCCCUGCGCGCAAAUGGCGCAUCCUUCACGCGAUGCACCCAAGCGGCUCGCUCGUAAUCGACCAAGGUGCCUACGAUCGCAUCUCGCGCAAGGAGUCUGGCGGGCGUCUAUUGCCUGCGGGCGUCAUUGGCGUGCAAGGAAAUUGGGACAGGCUCCAAGCGGUGCGGCUCAAAGUCGCUAAGCGCACCGACGAUGGCAGCGAGGCCAUCGUCGAGAUUGGGCGCGCACUGGUAAACUACACGUCAAUUGAAUGCGAGCGCAUCAAGGGCUUGCAAAGCGCGCAGAUUCAAGACGCGCUUGGGUUUGUCGAUUCAGACUACAUCACGGAGCAGAUUGCAUUGUCGACCACAGCGGCCUAG
This is a messenger RNA of Malassezia vespertilionis, 1209 nucleotides long. RefSeq names its product glutamate 5-kinase (gene PRO1). The transcript has a single exon. NCBI's taxonomy places the organism in Eukaryota, Fungi, Basidiomycota, Malasseziomycetes, Malasseziales, Malasseziaceae. Gene Ontology annotation, molecular function: glutamate 5-kinase activity; RNA binding; ATP binding. Gene Ontology annotation, cellular component: cytosol; cytoplasm. Bases 1 to 1209 code for a protein of 402 amino acids. The record is from RefSeq and is a predicted model, not a curated record.